Morchella importuna is the source of this 834-nucleotide messenger RNA. RefSeq lists its product as uncharacterized. The record is from RefSeq and is a predicted model, not a curated record. The coding region runs from base 1 to 834 and encodes 277 amino acids. The transcript is spliced from 6 exons. NCBI's taxonomy places the organism in Eukaryota, Fungi, Ascomycota, Pezizomycetes, Pezizales, Morchellaceae.
AUGAUCGAGAGGCGCGACAGAUUCAAACAAAAAAUAGACGGAUAUCUCAACGAGGUUCCGGAGUUUACAAAGAUGCCGCCUGUGUUAAACCAAGUCGACAUACCCACUCUUCCUCUCCUAUACCGCAUCAAACGUAUCUCGGUCAAUGAGAAAGCCCUAGCGGCCCCUUCUGCAACCCUCAAUGCUAAAAUUGGCUUGAUUCGAACUGAUAUCACCAAGCUCCACCUCCCAAAUGGUGCAAUUGUCAACGCUGCCAAUGAAAAUCUUACUCCCGGAGGGGGCGUUUGCGGAGCAAUCCAUUCUGCAGCUGGCCCAGAGCUCGCAGAGGAAUGCCGCCGUCUUAAUGGCUGCAAGACCGGUUAUGCAAAGGCAACUAGAGCUUAUAGGUUACCUUGCAAGAAAAUCAUUCAUGCUGUCGGGCCUAUAUACUGGCUAGCAAAAGAAAUGAAUGAGCAUGAAACAAAGCUGUCUAGUUGCUAUACAGAGACCCUGAAAUUGGCUGUUGGCAAUGGCUUAACUGCUGUCGCUUUCUGCGCUUUAUCAACAGGAAUCUAUGGCUAUCCUUCAUACGAGGCUGCGGGCACGGCUAUUUCGGCUGUAAGGAGCUUUCUUGAAUCUGAGGAUGGUCAAAAGCUAGAGCUCGUCAUCUUUUGUAAUUUUGAGAAAAAAGAUGAAGAUGCUUACUCGGAGCUUAUCUCAAUCUACUUCCCACCUGCGGGACCAGAAAAGAAAGGUGAGGUUGAGAAGACAGGAACCGUUGGUGUCACCAAAGAUUCCGAGGCAAAGCUUAUCGAGACGAAUAUAAAACUGAGGAUAAAAUCUAACCGCGAAUGA